Selaginella moellendorffii is the source of this 4122-nucleotide messenger RNA. Its product is annotated as eIF-2-alpha kinase GCN2. The transcript has 31 exons. Gene Ontology annotation, biological process: protein phosphorylation. Gene Ontology annotation, molecular function: ATP binding; protein binding; eukaryotic translation initiation factor 2alpha kinase activity. Gene Ontology annotation, cellular component: cytosol. Lineage: Eukaryota; Viridiplantae; Streptophyta; Lycopodiopsida; Selaginellales; Selaginellaceae. The record is from RefSeq and is a predicted model, not a curated record. Bases 69 to 3716 code for a protein of 1215 amino acids.
AAUAUUGCAAGAAAUGUGAGCUUUGAGUUAAACCUAGAAGGGGGUUUUUCUUUCUCUUUGAUGGAGUGAUGGGAAAGAACAAGCGCGGCGCCCCCGCCAAGAGCAAGGGCAAGGGCAAGGGCAAGAGCAAGGCGCGGCAAUCAAUUACCAGCAAUGCCAGCGACGACGGCGAUGCGCUGCUCGACGAGGAGAUCACCGCUUUAUCGGCGAUAUUUCAGAACGAUUUCAGCGUUGUCGCGGAUCAUCCGAUCAAGGAGAUCACGAUAAAUCUUCGACCACAUUCUGAGAAUGACAACGAUUUUGCUGCUCAUCUCUUCGUAAGGUGUUUUCCUGGCUAUCCCUGGAAGCCCCCAAAGCUACAAAUCGCAGCGAGUGAUAAAUCGCUGGAAACCGAGUGCCAUAUUCUACACGGAAUGCUGGUAGAACAGGCUGCUUUGUGUGCUCGAGAAGGAAGAGUUAUGAUCUUCAAUCUUGUUGAAGCUGCCCAGGAGUAUUUCUCGGAAUGUCUUGCCAACUUAGCUCAAGAGCAAAAAAAGGAGUUGGACGAAAGCGUCGCACAAAUGUCCGAGCCUCCCAUUGUCAAGGAAUCAGAGCCAGUGAACUCUGAUUUCGUCUACUGUGACUUAUGGGAAAAUAGUGGCACCUGGGAAGGCCCGGACAGUCUUCCCGCUGGACAGACUCCAUUAGAAAAGGAGAUUCCUUCGUCAAGUAUUCCAAACAGACCCGGUUUUCGGAGACCACCAGCUUUAGUUUUACCAGAGCUAAAGCCGCAGGAUUCAAAGCAACAUAUUAAAGGUUUAGAUGCUGAUAAUGAAACCCGCGAAGCAUCGGCAGAAGACGAGCAGUUAUCUAAAGACGCGGCUGUGAGCGAAUUUCUGCUUAAAGCAUUCUCUGGCUACAAGGUGGCGCGAACUACGAGGCAACCGGCUAUGACUUCUGAGGCACUGGGAACCGGAGGCGACGACGACGCCAUAUUUGCCAUUCAAAAGGACUUGAUUCUGGUAUAUCUGCUUCGUUUGGCCUGUGGCAAGAAAGGUCCUCUACCGAAUUCAUUGUCCGAAUUGACUUCUCAAUUGUCACAACUCGGUAUCAUGCCAUCGUGGGCCGAGGACUUGGUUUCUCGUCAACCUCAAAUGUUUCAGGCAACAUUCAAACGUAUUUUUAAGCAGACCGUCGACAAGGAUAAUGUUUCGGAGUUUAAAAGAAAUUUGGAAAGGUUUUGGAAUGCAAGUCCCGAUUUGUUAGGAGAAAAUGAUGGCAAUCUUGCAGCAAUGAAUUCGAGAUACUUGUCUGACUUUGAAGAGCUUUGUUUGCUGGGGAAAGGUGGAUUUGGCCAUGUAGUUUUGUGCAAAAAUAAACUCGACGGGCGACGAUAUGCCAUGAAGAAGGUCAAGCUUAAAGAUGAAAACCCUUCCGACAAGAUCUUGAGGGAGGUUGCUACUCUUUCACGUUUGCAACAUCAACAUGUUGUUCGCUAUUAUCAGGCGUGGUUCGAGACAGCAGCAGGGGGUUCUUCUGGCACUCCCUAUGGAGAAGAAUCUGAAAUUUCGUCAAGCUGGGUCGAUACGGCGGGCUCCUCAAGCAACGAUGUCAACACGGUUUCAACAUUUUUGUACAUUCAAAUGGAAUACUGCCCAAGGACGUUGAGAGAAGUGUUUGACACACGAUCAGUUCUAGACAAGGAGUUGACUUGGGGAAUUUUUCGUCAAAUUGUCGAAGGCCUUUCACAUAUACAUGGGCAAGGAAUCAUACAUCGAGAUCUUACGCCAAGUAAUAUAUUUUUUGAUACUCGAAAUGAUGUCAAGAUUGGUGACUUCGGCCUUGCUAAAUUUGCGGAUCUGCAAAAUCCUGAUCAAGAUCACCGUGUUCCUGUUAAAUUUGAAGCAAACGUAAAGUCACUCGAAGGGACUGGCCAAGUCGGUACCUACUUUUAUAGAGCUCCAGAAAUUGAACAAGCUUGGCCACACAUUGAUGAAAAGGUUGAUAUGUACAGUCUGGGUGUCAUUCUGUUUGAGCUAUGGCAUCCAUUCAGCACAGGCAUGGAGCGUUAUGUCACUUUGAACGAGCUGAAACAGCAAAAUAUUUUACCUUCAAACUGGGCGGCUAAGUUUCCGCACCAAGCAGCGUUGGUACAUUUGCUAGUAUCGCCUCAUCCUCAAGACCGUCCUUCUGCACGGGACGUUCUGCAAUCCGAGCUCUUGCCUCCUAGGAUGGAAGAUAAAGCAUUGAAAGAUAUCCUGCGAACCAUCCACAGUGCCGAUAAUACUUUUGUUUUUGAUCAAGUUAUUGCUGCUUUGUUCGACGAGGAAAAACUAGCUUCGAAGACUGAUAACGAAGCAAACCUUUCGAUUGGUGACUUGGAUCACCUUACGCCUAAAUGGCUGACAGCACAAGAGCUGGUUAUUGGCCUUACUAAAGACGUUUUUACGAGGCACGGGGCCCGCAAAUUUCGAAGCCCAAGCAUGACCGUAGCUUCUGAUGUCAAGACAUCAAACAGAUCUGCCGUCAAAGUUAUUAACUCUUCAGGAACGAUGUUUGAAUUACGUUAUGACACACGUCUUUUAUUUGCGCGAUGGGUUGUCCUAAAUCAGAGCACGUCAUGGAAGCGCUACGAGAUUUCUCAUACUUACAGGAAAGGCGUGGGAUAUCGUGCGCCGAAGGAGUAUCUUCAAGGAGACUUUGACAUAAUCGGCGGUUAUCGUGCAUUAGCCGAAGCCGAGGUCAUCAAGGCAGCUGCCGAUAUCAUUUCCAGGGUGUCGUCUACUGAAACAUGCGAGCUACGUCUUAAUCACCUUGAAAUUCUAGAUACCAUAUGGAGCUGGAGUGGCGUAACCAGACAGCAAAGGAAGAAUGUGGCUCAGAUACUUGGAACUAUGACCUUCCUCCGUCCUCAAUCAGCAGACCGGAAGGCCAGAUGGGUUUUUGUUCGUCGGCAGCUUAUCCAGGGUUUACAUUUAUCCGAAGCCGUGGUAGACAGGCUUCAAACAGCUGAACGUCGCUUCACGGGAAACGCGGAUGAAGUUCUUGCUCGAUUAAGAGGAGCUUUAUCUAAUAGUCCAUCGAGCAUCGAAGCGAUUGAAGAGCUCUCAAGACUACUAAGCUAUUUGAGAAAUUGGCGUGUAGAAAUGUUACUUACGGUCGACGUUUUCAUCGUUCCGAGUGAUUACUACUUUAAUGCCGCGUAUUUUCAGAUAUAUUUUCCUAGAACAAGCUACCCCGGAGCUCAGGGUAUGCUACUUGCCGUGGGAGGCCGCUAUGAUUUACUUCUUGAACACCUCGCUAAGGAUUAUGGAGUACACACUCCACCAGGGGCAGUGGGACUGACUAUUGCUUUGCAAAAGCUGAUCCAUAUUGCUAUGAAAGAUAGUAAAAAUGAAACGGAACCUGCUGAAGUUCUCGUAUGUUGCCGAGGAGGGGGUGGUCUCCUGAAAGAGAGAAUGGAAUUAGCAGACGAAUUAUGGUCCGCAAAUGUCAAGGCGGACUUUGUAUGUGCGAUUGCUCCAAGCCUGACUGAGCAGUACGAAUAUGCGCAUGACAAUGGAAUCAAGGUGCUUGUAAUCAUCACGGAGUCCGGCUUAUCCCAGGGGGUGGUCACGGUUCGCCAUUUAGACUUCAAGUUUGUGGUAGACGUUCCCAGGGAUGACUUGGCUAAAAGCUUGGCGGAUUUGAUUUCUGGCCCCCUGGCCGUGAAAAUGCUACGACAGUCUCUCAUCUAAUCUGAUUUUUGUGAGCUUCUCAAAGUACAGCCUUAUGUGUGCGAAAGUGACGGUGGAUUUCUCAUUGUCGAACAUGAUAUGGUAGCCUUCCUGCAUCACAUUGCCGAUGAUAUUAAUCCCGAUGCUUGCGCUGGACAUGAUAGCGAGACAAGCGACUGAUUCGUUCCACGCUUCGGCAUCGGCUCGACUUGGGACGAUGAUGUAGUUAUCUUGGUGGAGGUUCAUCCAAGCAUCUGGGAAAUGUAGAGCAAGGGAGGGAAAGGUGUAGUCUCUCUGGAGGGAAAUGUUAUAGCACAGGUCUAGGCCUACCGAGGUGCCGUUAACCAGGGGAAGAUUAAUCCGGCGGCUGAAAACACUUAUCACUUGGAUGUACACGCCAAGAGGAAGAAACGUUAGUGUAGUGCCA